CUAAAACCUUUUAAAAAAUCUCGAAUUCCUCACACAAUUUGUUAGAUGGAAUGGAAAAUUUUUUUUUUCGUCCAGAAAUAGCAAUCCAAACAUUUAUUUCUCCUCCGAAUAUUAAUCUUUUCAUAUAACCAUGAUUCCUUUUAUUCGAUAUGGAUAAAAUGCGCCCGGACUAACCCGGAAAAGACUGCUUCUCGAUAAAAUACAAACAUCUAUGCUAGCCAAACGCUGUCUUCAAACUUGCAGAAAAUAUUUUGCAAAAGUUAGUACGGAAAAAUGAAGAAAAUGGACAAAAACAAUAACACUAAUGACUGUGUCAGUAUUUUAGAAGAACUAAACGCCGAAUUCGCGCACUUGUAUACGCCUGUGAUGUUAUAUCUCUUAAUUUCUCUGAUAUUUGGAUUAAUAGGAAACAGCGUUUUAGCAUAUAUACACUUUUGGAAAUUUGAUGAGACAGCCAGAAAAGUGUUCAUUAUAGGACUAUUUGUGUGCGAUUUUCUAACUUGCUUAAUAUGUAUACCGAUGGAAGUUUUCAUUCUAUGUUUCUCUUUCACUUUUUACAGUAGUUUUGUAUGCCGCUUAAUGCGGUUUUUGGUUGCCAUAGCAAUGUUUAAUUCAUCUAUAAUUCUAUUUUUUAUAGGAAUCGAACAAUACAUUACCAUGUGUCAACCCUUUAAAAAUAACAAUAUUUCUUUUGCGACUUCAAAAAUAAUUCUAGCUUCUUCCACAAUCUCUUCCGCUCUAUUUAAUAUACCAGUACUUAAAGUGUACAAUACACAGAAUAGACUGGUUAAACAAUGUGGAAAUAUUGGAAAAGUAUGUUCAUUUCCUGACAGUUCAGACGACGCAAUAUUUCCUUUUGUCUAUUAUUGUGUAGUGUUGAGCGGUUACAUUUAUUUGUUUGUUGUUCUCAUGAUAUUCUACUUAUUAAUUGAACAACGAAUUAGGAAAAUUCAGCGUGUAGCGAGAAGUAAACGCCGUUCAAGCGUGUCUUUCGGAGUUCCAACGAAGAUUUCAUCUGAUAACAAUAAAAAAAGAAGCGAUGAUCCAGAAACAAAACUUCCUGUUUCGAUUCUUAAGCAACAUUCAGUACAGUUAUCUAAGAUCAAUAUAAGUUUGUUUCCGACCACAUUGCUCUGGGCUAUAUGUUAUCUAUUACAUUUCACUGCAAUAUUUUGGAGAAUGUCUGAACAUAAUUUCAAUGACAUCGAAAGUAAUGAAAAACAAGUUCUUUACAAACUUUUGAUGUAUUCUUUUUACUUCAAAUGCGCAGUGAACCCAUAUCUUUAUGGAACUUUCAAUCGGCAGUUUUAUAGUGAAUUACUGCACUUAUUUCAAAGAAUAUUACAAGUACAUAAGAAAUAAAAUAUCUAAAAUGUCGAAAAACGUCAUCAA
This is a messenger RNA of Octopus sinensis (East Asian common octopus), 1392 nucleotides long. RefSeq names its product arg8-vasotocin receptor-like. Gene Ontology annotation, biological process: G protein-coupled receptor signaling pathway. Gene Ontology annotation, cellular component: plasma membrane. The record is from RefSeq and is a predicted model, not a curated record. The transcript is spliced from 2 exons. Gene Ontology annotation, molecular function: G protein-coupled receptor activity. The coding region runs from base 274 to 1362 and encodes 362 amino acids. NCBI's taxonomy places the organism in Eukaryota, Metazoa, Mollusca, Cephalopoda, Octopoda, Octopodidae.